Messenger RNA from Lymnaea stagnalis (great pond snail), 9787 nucleotides. The record is from the annotation of a GenBank genome assembly. NCBI's taxonomy places the organism in Eukaryota, Metazoa, Mollusca, Gastropoda, Lymnaeidae.
CAGGUAUCGAUACUCAACAUCGUCAACACCCAUUUUGCCACCCAUUUGGCGCGAGCAUAAUAAAAACGACGGCAUCGCCCUUCAUUUGCGCGAGACUAUUCACACACCAAAAAAAAAAACUUGUAGUGUUUAGUCGUAGGGGCUGCCGAGAGAUUUCAGGACAGAUUCGUCGGGCUCUACGUGUUCAUUCACGUCACAUUGCAGAGUUGAACCGCAACGUGCCAAAGAGAAUGCUGCGUGGAUGUUUAUUGCUAGCGGGCCUCGUGCAAGCAGCACUCGGACAGAAUGCGGUAAGACUUUCAGAUCAUUGUAAAAGUAUUCAGUUUUGGAGGACCUAGCACCGUUUAAGUUGGUGGAUUUUUUUACUUAAGUUUUUUUUUUCUUAUAAGAAUUUAAAAUUUCGAGAGAUUAAUCAAAACAAUAUAAGUAUAAAGAAAUCAUUUGCUCUGUUUUUUUGUAAGUGGAAAUUAUAUUUAAAUAAUUCUCUCUCUCUCUCUCUCUCUCUCUCUCUCUAUAUAUAUAUAUAUAUAUAUAUAUAUAUAUAUAUAUAUAUAUAUAUAUAUAUAUAUAUAUUAUAUAUAAAAUAUUUGCGAAAAUAAAUUUAAAGUUUGAUCCCCCCACACCCCCCCCAAAAGAUAAUUUAAAAAUGAAUAAAUACAAAUUAAUUUUAUAUUGAGAAUGUUUUGUUUUUUUUGUAGUUAACAACUUUAUUUAUUCUUACCAAAAAAAAAAGACUAAUAAAAAGGUUAAUUAAAACAAAUAAAAACUUUUAAGAAUUGACUUUAGGAAUUUCCUUAGGUAAAAAAAAAUAAUACAAAAAUAUGGCAAUUAAAAGAUUAAUGAAAGGAAAUUAUUUUUAAAAUAAAAUUAGUUCUGCCUGAACGCUAUAAUUAGCAUGUGUUCAUUUAACAAUAUUAUUCGUAAGAAAUACAGAAUUUACAUUUUUUUUUUAAUUGGUUGACAGAAUCUUGCAGGCUACGGACCACAAUACUCAGCCGGUGGACCUGGCAUCGGCAACUCCUACCUCAGCUCAGUCAAUGCUUACCCCGGCGGAUUAGGGUCCGCUUACCCCGGAGGAUUAAACUAUGGCCAAGGCAACCUACUUUACGGGGGGUCAGGUUAUGGCGGUGGGAUUCUGUCUCCAGGUGAAUACAAUAUCUGUUCAAUAAAUCAUUCGAUUACUCUACUCUCCGAUUUUUCCGGCUGCUAUUUUAACUUUAUGUUGUUGUGAGGAUCUGCACCUGACUCCACUGCGUUGAGAUCACGAUAGAGAGAUGGUUAGGGCUUAAAACUGUACACCACCCUACCCAACUGUUCCUCCAUAUAUACAUUAUGUCGUAAUAUACAUAUAUCUGACUCCACUGCGUUGAGAUCACGAUAGAGAGAUGGUUAGGGCUUAAAACUGUACACCACCCUACCCAACUGUUCCUCCAUAUAUACAUUAUGUCGUAAUAUACAUAUAUAUAUAUAUAUAUAUAUAUAUAUAUAUAUAUAUAUAUAUAUAUAUAUAUAUGUGUGUGUGUGUGUAUUAAACACAACCUUAGAAUAUAGUGUUUGCCCCAACAGAAGGUGCUUUGCCAAAGUUAAAUAACGUGUCUUUACGACAUUUUUGUUGUAGCUUUAAACAGUGGUAGUUUAAGGGUUAAAUGACGUACACCUGGUUGUAGGAUGCGACAUGUGCAUCAUCUGAGCAUCCGCGCACAAAAUGCAGGCGUCCAACCAACGCACGGACACGUGAUGAAAUAGGAACUGUGGACAAACUCUUGGCGAAAGUCGUGGUUGCUGUAGUUGAGGUUAUCUAGACGUGUCGAUAACAUGAUCCCCUUAACGCGCACAUGCGCCACCAAUAUAACUUCACAAAGACGUUGACGCGUCAUUAAGACGUGCAUGCCUCAUUAACAUAUUCCCAUUAAGACCUAUAUAGUUUUUGUUUUUUUUCCUAUUCCAGUCGGAAGGUACGGAUUAACUGGGGGAGCUAACUCUUAUAACUCUUACCCACAAGGCAAAUACUCGGGUAAGUUGACAUUUGGUGAUGUCUCAUCCCAUAACGACGUCAUUCUGUGACGUAAUAUUUUGAUGAUCCAAGUCAACAGGUAGAUAGAUAGAUGUGAUUUUUUUUUCUUUCAUUUUUACUUAAAAAAGGGGAUUUUUAAAAUUAAAACCACUAAGUUUCAACCUUCCAAUAUAAACGUCGAGUUUGCACGGCUGAUAAUUCAAAAUGGAAAAAAAAAAAUUGAAACAACCCCCUAAAAACACAGUGUUUCGUAUAAAUCCUUUAUAAAAUGUAAUACCCAGCUAUUUGGAGAAAAAGGGUAGGGUAGGGUGGGGUGGGGUGGGGUGGGGUGGGGGGGGGCGAAUAAAAAUUUGACAAAACAUGCUUACAAGUAACGCAUUUUAUAAGAAUCCCAAUUAGUGCUCUCCCACCCCUCAGGCCCGCAACUGCACUUUUUUUCACGCCCCUUGUCUAAAUUAAAAUUCUAAUGACCCAACCCCUUUUAAACCGCGGAUUUAUUUCACCAACUAUAUCAGAAAAACAAAAAAGAAAAUGUUACGCACCAAACGCACUGGCGUUUUCUAUUUAAAAAAAAAAAAUCUCAUUGAGCGCAGUUAUCGGGAAUUUUAUUUCGUGUCCUUCUGGCAUCAAAUUGCCUUCAUCUUUAUCUUGAAAAACAGCAUAGACUGAUUUUUUGGGGGGUUGGGAAGUGGGGGCUGAAAAAUUUGUUAAAAUGCAUUGGCUACGCGCCUAUGUGUCAAGUCUCAGCUCGAUAGGUUGACGGGAAGUGGAUCAAUCAGCCAUCCAACGAUUUGUCCAGCAAGCCAGCCACGAAUAAGAGCGAAGUUAAUAUAAAGAAUUUAAAAAAAAAUCUAAUGAGAAAGAAGAGUGGAGACCAUAAAUACCAAUGCAGACAUUCAACGCAGUGCCACAUUUUGAUACAACAUUUUUUUAAUUGAUGAAGAUGUGUUCAAUGGCAGCGAUUAGUUCCCGGACAAAUAGUGCAAUCAACUGAAGUCUAAUACAUUUAGAAAAUUGUAAAGGUUUUAGUUUUGAAUCUACUAAAUGUAUAGAUUUAUAAAUAUUUUAGUUAUUGAAGUCUAAAAAAUUUACAAAAUCUUAAAGGUUCUUUAAUAAAAUUGUAAUUUUUUUCCCCCUAGAGCUCAGUAAUUUUGUCCACUACAGUCAUCUAUUUUCCUGGUAAUGAAGUCAAUUUGCUUAACAACCGCGAUUGUACCGUACUUCCGGUUUUAGCUUGCUGGUUAGCGUACUUAUUGUACCCAUGUUUUUUAAAGAUCUGUGUGGAAGGUUGUGGUGGAUGGUUGGUGUGGAUGGUUGGUGUGGAUGGUUGGGUGGAAGGUUGGUGUGGAUGGUUGGUGUUUAAGGUUGUGUGAAAGGUUGUGGUAGAAGGUUGGGGUGGAAGGUUGGUGUGAAAGGUUGGGGUGGAUGGUUGGUGAGGAAAGUUGGGGUGGAUGGUUGGUGUGGAUGGUUUGUGUGGAUGAUUGGUGUGGAAGGUUGGGGUGGAAGGUUAUGGUGGAUGGUUGGUGUGGAAGAUUGGUGUGCAUAGUUGGUGUGGAAGGUUGGGGUGGAAGGUUGAGUGGAAGGUUGAGUGGAAGGUUGGUGUGGAUGGUUGGUGUGGAUGGUUGGUGUGGAUGGUUUGGGUGGAAAGGUUGGGGUGGAAGGUUGGGGUAGAAGGUUGGGAUGUAUGGGGAAGGGGUUGGGUGGUGUGCCGUAGAGGAGUGGAGGAUGGAUGUGAUUUUUGUGUGUGUCUCCGAGAUAUGCGUCCCCAACCACAGCCCCAACAUCACCACCCCCCGCCCCGCAAAAAAAUAAAUAAUUAAAAAUCUUUAUAUUCGUCUUUAUUCGUCUCUAAGCUACAUUGACGGUAAAAAAAUUAUUCAAAAAUUCAAUUACUUGUAUAUUUACUUUGAUUAUACACCCCCCCCCCACAGAUAAUCUAAAGUUGACCGGAAGUGCACUGUUUGUCGAAAAGCAAGGCUACAACAGCGGAUCCGGUAAUCAUGGUCUCGCCGUGACUGUGGCAAAGGUGAGCAGAAUGAAAAUAUAUAUUUUAAAAAAAAAUACUAUUGAUUUAGUAAUCAACUGAUUUCAAUACAAGAUUUUUUCUACUUAGAAAUUGACACAGGGUCAGAGAAAAAGUUGAAGUUGUUUUAGAUAAAUGCCUAUAUUUUACCGUAAAAAUUAUUUUUAAAAAGUUAAGUUUUGAGAAAAAUGAUGUGUAACUUUUUUUUAUUUUGGUGGGGGUGAAAAAAAAAGGGGGGGGGGUGGGGGUGUGCAAAAAAAGGUCAAGAAAUCCUGAUGUCAUAUAUGGAUGCCCACAUAUCUGUUCUAUGAGAACGCUUCAUUUUAAGGUGGAAGUUUAUUUACCAACCGAUUCUCCAAAUGUUUUUUUAUUUUGGUGGGGGUGAAAAAAAAAGGGGGGGGGGUGGGGGUUUGCAAAAAAAGGUCAAGAAAUCCUGAUGUCAUAUAUGGAUGCCCACAUAUCUGUUCUAUGAGACCGCUUCAUUUUCAGGUGGAAGUUUAUUUACCAACCGAUUCUCCAAAUGUUCAUGCUCUUGAUUACAAUUCUGUCCCCGAGUCAAUGAUUAAAACAUUUUAUUCUCCUGAUCUUUUGUCAUGAAAUUUCUAGAACGCACCAAGCCUUCUGUUCGGUGACUACUUCGGAGGUCAAGGUCUGUCCAUGAACUUACAGGUCCAGACUCCCCUGGCAGGGUAUUAUCACGUGGUGGUGACGUCAUUUGCACGCAUACAGGACGGCUGCAGUGCGGACACCCUGGGCAAUAUACUGACGAAGUAGGUUGUGGUGGGUGCUUGUGGUUUAGUUGGUGUCGCAAGUACCUGUGGGUGGCACUAUGCGAGGUUGGUGGUGCAAGUACGUGUGGGUGGGGCAAGUCCGUGUGGGUGGUGCAAGUACGUGUGGGUGGUGCUAUGCGAGUUUGGACCAAAGUCAUCGGGUGACUUUUGGAGACUCCCACCCCCCCCCCUUUUUCAACAUUGUCAUAUUUCAGGAUUGUUCGUCCACAGCCUUGCUUUUGUGGUUGAUAGUUUCAAAUGUUUCGACAUCGCGCUUUGGGCAACUUACAUAUCAGAGACCCCCAUGCAGCCGCCUGGGUGGCAGGGCCAGUGUGAGGGCUGUGGUUUGGGGGAGGGGGGGUCAAUUUGAGGGCUGUGUUUGUUUUUUUUUGGGGGGGGUCAAUGUGAGGGUUGUGGUUUGGGGGUGGGGUCAAUGUGAGGGCUGUGGUUUGGGGGGGGGGGAACCAACAAGCAGUUUUCCUAUAGAAUCAGUGAAGAAACCAAAAGCUGGUGUCGUGUAUAAGUACACAUAUUAUAAUUGUGGCCACUUUGUACACAUUUAGUUUUGCUUGUGUGUAACGAUUCGGUGUUAAAUAAAUGACAAUGUACAGAAGUGGUUAAGAAAAUCUCCAUUAAUGAUUGUACGUCUUCUCAAAUGGUUUUCCUAAUCUUGACAACUUGAGUCAUUCUGUCUUUACAUCCUUCAAAUUUUAAUUUAUUAUUUUUUUUUGGGGGGGGGGGUGUCAUCCCCUGUCAUUUUCCCCUCGCAUUAUUUUUUUUUUGGGAGCGUUGGGUAUGGGGUCCUCAUGUCGAGUCUUCGAACCAUUUUUUUUUAGAUUAGCCCGUGUAUAGUGCAUAACUUUAGACCUAGUACAUGCAACACAUUAAACAAGCGAUAUUGUCUUCACAGAGCUGCACCUUGUAAAUUACGUCUUGUCGUCCCAUGAUUUGGACUAUCGUUACUAAAGACGUGGUGAUUUGUUCACAUGCUGCCAUUUUUAAGUGCUUGUCUCUUAUAUUAAUAUUUUGGUACACCUUUAUUGGUGAAUUUAAUAUUUGCUAAAUUUCAUUUUUUUUUUGUACAGUCCAUCCGUCUAUUACCCCGUGUAUGGUGGCGCCAAGUUUGGAGACGCUGGACUCCCCGAGGGCGCGGUCGCUUUUGUCGAGCUGGGAAGCAAUGUGCAGAAGUCCCUUUACGUGGGUCGCAUCCCUCAGUUUGAUAAGCUGGAGGACAUAGCUGGGAGAGGCGUAGCUGUAAGUAUGCAACAAAGUGAAAUCGCCUUGUGAAUAAACGUUAACAUUGCUCCCCUUUUGGAUGGGGAGGGGGGGCAAUAACGGGAGAACAGUGGCGUAACUAGGGUUAGUACCAUCAGAGCCGGGGGCUACGAUUUUGCAGUCCCCUUCCAAAAAAACAAAACAACAACAACAAACUCUACAGGUGGUCAAAAAUGCCCCCCCCCCUUCCACCUUUCAAUAUAUAGAGCAAAAAGUUCCACCCGGGGCUAACCCCCCCCCCCUUCCACCAACCCUUCCUACGCUGGUGGGGGUAGGUGGUAUUUGAUGGUGUUGAGUAUUGCAUCAAUGAAUGUACCGGAUAAAAUUAACACAAGUGUGUUGUGGGCGUCACUCAGGAAUAACAUUGGAGGGUUUCACCAAAUCUAUUUGUACAAGAACAAAUAUCUCUUUAAAAAUACUCCAAUGUAUCUUUAAAUAGUAUGCGACAUAAUAAAGAUGUAAUGAAGACGUGGGGUAAAAUUAGCUACCAAGCUUGAUGGAAAGAUGGUAUGUCAUUUUUUUACAGUGUUUCCCUUAUAAUCACUGGAUGUUAUGUUUAAUACAAAGUAUUCUGGGGACACUGUUGUGAAUCAAGAUGAAUGUGAAAACAUACUCUUGUGAAAAGAUUCUCUUGUAAAAAAUUACCCCUGUGAAAACAUACUCUUGGGAAAACAUACUCUUGUGAAAAUAUACUCUUGUGAAAACAUACUAUUGUGAAAAUAUACUCUUACAAAAACAUACUCUUGUAAAAACAUUAUCUAACACAUUGUUAUGAUAGAGGUUUAAAGUUUAAUUUUAUUAAGUAUUUGAACGGUUCCUCUUUCUUUGUGUCUAUUUUGAUUCCUAGCUUAUUGUUUUUGGAUUUGACAAAUUUAGCAUCUCAAUCUGAAGUUCAUACCUAUCAAAAGUGUUUAAAAUUGUUUUUUAUACAAUCUUAAGAUCAGAUGCUUAUAAAUUAAGCUUUUAACCAAUUUGUUUAACAUUCAAUGUUUUUUCUAAAUCCUUCUUUGUCCAGAUAUGUGCUGCGGAUGGGCCCGACAGCUCAAAGACUCCAUGCCGUGGUCAGAUCGUGGCGUGUGUUGGUCUGGCUUACAGCAAAGAUGACGCUUCCCUGCCAUCAUACGAGGUAAGAACAUAACUAUGGCUUAGAUAUGGGGGAAACAGUGUCGAGCAUACAGUAUUUUUAAGGCAUUGAGAUAGGAGUAUAUACUUUGAUGAAGGUGAAAGAAAUGAAAGAAAAAUAUAUUAAUCCUGAACUCCUGAACUCUGAACUCCUGAACUAUGAACUACCAGGCGCUGAACAGCAUCGUAUGGUCAUUAAGUAGAUUGCGCCAUUAGGGGGGGGGGUGUAGGGAAUCUUACCAUGAUUGGCCUGGGGGAAUUACAUUGCACCACGGACUGUACUGGGGAGAAAGGGGUUAACGACAGCAUUUGACCUUCAGCAUAAUUAGGGCCCUUGGGUAACUACUCCGUGCACCUGUACCAUAAAGUGACACCUCUUCUUCAUUUUGAGGGCCCACGAUCAAUGAAUUGAUCAUCAUAUGCAUAGAUUUUAAAAAAAGAAAUAUUUACUGGGUGUUUAAGAUAUUUAUCAUAACUUAGAAGGUAUUGCUUCAUAGCAAAGCUUAGAAGGUAUUGCUUCAUAGUAUAGCUUAGAAGGUAUUGCUUCAUAGUAUAGCUUAGAAGGUAUUGGUUCAUAGUAUAGCUUAGAAGGUAUAGCUUCAUAGUAUAGCUUAGAAGGUAUUGCUUCAUAGUAUCACCUAUCAAUAGAGAUGUAGACACUUGUAAUUAUAUAUUUAUCUAAUAUAUUAUGUUUUAUUUCUUGGUAAGUUAGUUUAAGAAAAACUAUUCAUAUUAAUAGAAAAUGCAGCGUGCCGCCAUUGGUGUUUUGUUUCGUUAUAUUUGUCUAAGUAUGUAACACUUUUUUAAGCACUCCUGUUUAUGGCGUCACCAACAAUAAUUGAAUGGUGAUUGCUUAUUUCGUCUCAGCCACAGAGUUAUAAAGAUAAAGCCACACCACAACAACCAUACGACGCCCCUAAGACACCCCAGAUCCCAUACGACCCACCUAAGACACCCCAGCAACCAUACGCCCCACCUAAGACACCCCAGCAACCAUACGACGUCCCUAAGACACCCCAGAUCUCAUACGACGCCCCUAAGACACCACAGCAACAAUACGACCCCCCUAAGACAUCACAGCAACCAUACGAGCCCUCUAAAAGACCACAGGGACCUUAUUCCCCAUCACAAACUGGAGGGAACUACAAGAACCCAGAAGAUGACUACUACAGGUAACUCGGUUAACCACUUGUGGAUAGGUAUGUGACGUCGUUUUAAACUCAAAUAACUCACAUUGAUGUUAACUAUUAUAUAUAUAAAUAUAUAUAUAUAUAUAUAUAUAUAUAUAAAUAUAAAUAUACAUUAAGUAUAUCAAACAACUCCUGAAAACGGAAGUUUUUCUUAUAAAUCUUUCAUAUGCAUUUUUUAAAUUAUUUUUUGUUAAAUUUAAUAUUCAAAUGUUCCACCCAUUUUUACACCGUAGAUUUAUUACACACAAUUAUUUCAAAAAAAAACGACGGCAAAUAUUACGCACCAAACGCACUUGCGAUAUUUUAAAAAAAAACGACAGCAAAUAUUACGCACNUUAAAAAAAAAACGAACGAAAAUAUUACGCACCAAACGCACUUGCGAUAUUUAAAAAAAAAAAAAAAGAAUCUGCAUUGGCGCAGUUAUCUCAUCUUCCCUUUGAAAAAUAGGAAAAAAACUAAUUUUGAGGGUUGAGGUGUGGGGCUGAAAAUUUGAUUGAAUGAGUCGUCAUCGGCAACACGUCUUUGUGCAAAGUUUCAGCUCGAUAGAUUGACGGGAAGUGGGUGAAUUAGCCGUCCGAGGACUUUGCCAAGCACGCAUUUAGAAAGAAAUACACGAAAAAAAUACGGAGUCAAUAUUAAAGGAUUUAAAAAUACCCCCCCCCUCACUCCCCUUUUUUUUUGUUGCACAAUUCUUCAUUUAUGAUGUAAGGAUCAUGCAUGUUUAUACUUAAUUUUUUUUCUCACCAAAACUAUUUGAAUUAUUAGCAAGCACCAUCAUUCAUAGUUUUAAGUUGUUUUUUUUUUUUUUUUUUUUUUUUUUUUUUUUUUUGUUUUUUUUUUUUUUAUUGUAAAUUUUUUUUUUUUUUUCUUUUUUUUUUUUUCUUUUUUUUUUUUUUUUUUUUUUUUUUUUUUUUUUUUUUUUUUACUAUUCUUUGACAUUUUUAUGAUAAGUGAGAAUUUUUUUUUUAUAUUCCUUUUUUUUUUUACCAUAUUUUGUUUCGCUUAAAACAAGCUCUGCCCUAGAUAUAGAUAUUUUGAUACACUGCACACAGGUUUGUGUUUUAAACAUUACUUUACAUUUUCAUCUUCCCAGCGGUCAGCCGUACCCCGGCACCCGUUACUACGACGGCAACAGCGAGGGGGAGUACGACAAGAACAGCAACCAGUUGGUUGACACGUACAACCCGCCUCGAACGCCAACCGGUUACGAGUACGAGGCCAACCUGAGUCGGAGACCCAAGGCCAAGGAAGGACCAAUUUGGUACGGACCAAACUGAUGGGUCCAAUUACCGCGCCAUAAGUGAACCAUCGUAAAAUCUCCCGAAUGUCUUGGAAAACACACGUUUGAAUAAAUGAACAUACAGCAAGCGGCGGAUGUCAGUCUUUAGUGUCG